Ogataea polymorpha is the source of this 3464-nucleotide messenger RNA. RefSeq lists its product as uncharacterized. Gene Ontology annotation, biological process: regulation of DNA-templated transcription; N-glycan processing. Gene Ontology annotation, molecular function: DNA-binding transcription factor activity, RNA polymerase II-specific; zinc ion binding. Lineage: Eukaryota; Fungi; Ascomycota; Pichiomycetes; Pichiales; Pichiaceae. The transcript has 2 exons. The record is from RefSeq and is a predicted model, not a curated record. Bases 51 to 2417 code for a protein of 788 amino acids. Gene Ontology annotation, cellular component: glucosidase II complex.
GUAGAUUAAGCCCCAACUCAGUUAUUGUUUCUGGCCCCUUUGUGUCAAUCAUGGCUUCCGUACUCAAUCGUGAGAAUUCGAGUAUAGGGCAGACCCCUGAAUCCUCAGGUACAUCCUCCGUCAAACUACCCUCCAUUUCCAGCCUCACAGCAUCCAUCACCAGUCCUUCCAGAGACAGUCCAGAUUUGUGUCUCUUCCCACCACCACCACCAGCGCCGCAAACAUCCUCGAACCGCUAUGCUGUCGAACAAACUGUGUAUCGGGAUCCUUUCAGUCGCCACAAUUCACGUCCGCCUUCCCUUUCCGACUUACAUGCCAAACAGGAGGUCCACCUGCCGCCUCUAUCGUCGAUAUUGAGUGCACCCGUGUCCCCUCAUCCACGACCCCAUGCGGCAUCUUUACCAGGCCAAGAAGUUUACCCUCCGCUAUACGAUCCCGUCACCGCCUAUUACGCCGCGCCCCAGCAACGGCACCAGUCGUUCGCCGGCUACUCGCCAGAAAAGAGCCACUCGGCGCACGAUCCAAUGCUAGAUAAACGGGAACAAUCACCUGACAGCUCAACAGAGAGAACAGACAAACGCAAACGCGUAGUACGCAAGCGAACAAGAACCGGCUGUCUCACGUGCCGCCGGCGACGAAUCAAGUGCGACGAACGCAAGCCUUUCUGUUUCAACUGCGAGAAAUCGAAAAAAGUGUGCGCAGGAUACGAACAAGUCCCCUAUGGGGCCCGACGGUACAGGUACAUGCCACAGCCAAAGCCGCAGGAAGUCCAUCUCGAACAUGGAGAAAUCAUGCAAUCCCCGACGUCAGGUACGCUACCACCGGUUAUGAACUCUCCGAUGCCCCCUCCUCCCUUGAGCGCUGCCAUGAUGCCUCGGUCUCCACCUCAGACCGCGUUCCCCAUGGUCAGACACCACUCACACCCUUCACCGCACGUUCAGCGGUCGCCUGUACUAUUAUAUCAGCCAUACGCAGGGAAUCCUCCUCCGUAUGCGCCUCACUAUAUUUCCCGGCCCGUGGCAUACUCGCACUACUCAGCCCAUCUCGGACAAUCGCUGUAUAGGCCUGACGAGGACGGGCUUUGGGCAUGUCUGGGCAAUCCGGAGAUCAGGAUCUCUUUUGACAAGAUUAAUGACGAUUACUGUGAUUGUCCAGAUGGUUCUGACGAGCCAGGGACUUCUGCGUGCAGCUUGGGUCGAUUUUACUGCGCGAAUGAAGGGUUCCGCCCAAGCUAUUUGCCUUCCUACAAGGUCAACGAUGGCAUUUGUGAUUACGAUCUGUGUUGCGAUGGUUCUGACGAGGCUGAUGGAAAAUGCCCAUCUAGAUGCGCACAAAUGAAGAAAUCAUGGGAGGAGGAAACAGCGGCACGAAAUGCGGUUAUUUCUAGGGGACUAGCCAAUAAGGCUAAAAUUCAGCACAAAGCACACAAACAGCGGACCAAGUUGAAGUACGAAAUUACACAAUUGUCUGCCGAGAUCGAGAAACUCGACCAAGAACUUUAUGGUCUCAACCAGCUGAAGGCUCCUACAGAAAAGGAAAGCGCCAUAAUCUCAGUGUUUGAGCAGCUGGACUCGAAAUUGGAGGACAUUUCCUCGCAGAUCUCGGAAAAGCUCAAGCAACUCGACGCCAAAAGACAGAAUCUGAGAAACCUGGAAGAGAUUUUGGAAUCUAUGAGUAACGAGUAUAACCACAAUUUCAAUGACCCGGCCGUAAAAGCUGCAGCUCAAGCAUUCCAGGAGUAUUCUGUCAAUCAAGGUUUGACGAAGGACGAAAAGCACAGUGAUCAGGACAGUGAAGUUAAAUCUCUGUUCGAAACUCUGCAAAGCCAGUUGAAAGACUCUGAGACAGAAAUUCGGAAACUGGCUGGCGGUGGAGACGAGGCCGAAAACGAACUGUUCGACUUCAAAUCCACUUUCAAAGCCAUGGUGAACUCUUUCCUGGGCGUGUCAAACAGACGCCAAAAGAUCCCGUCGACAAGAGAGUCAGAAAAGCGGAAGAAGGAAAUCGAAGACGAAUUGAAGCGGUUAAGAAGAGAUUUGCACACAAAGGAGGAGCGGCUUAAUAAAGACUACGGACCACAACAAAUUCUCAUGGCUAUGGACGAUUGUAUCGUGGACAAAAUUGGCGAUUAUGAUUAUAGAUUGUGCUUCGUGGAAAAAGUGGAGCAAAUAGAUCGCAAUGGCCAUGCAGUUAGAAUAGGCCGUUUUGAACGGACCGACUUUGACGAAGAAAAACAGCAGCUCAAGCUGAUCUACGAACAUGGAGACAAAUGCUGGAACGGUCCGGUGAGAAAGGCCACUGUUCAGCUGGAAUGCGGCGAAAAAAACACCAUCGUUGCCGUUACGGAGCCGGAGAAGUGCGAGUACACGCUGAGAGUCAAGUCGCCGAUCGGAUGUUUCGAGCCAGUUGAAGCUUGAUAAAUAGAAUCGCGCGGUGUAUUAUUAAGUAGUGCGUAAAUGGACCCGGGUGUUCAUUACUGGACAUAGACUACCACGCUGGUGAUGUCGUCUGGCUUGCCUCCAAUGUAAUCUUGGCCAGUAAGAUCGCUUAGUCGCUGCGAAAACACGCUCUUGAAGUUGCUAUUAAGACUCAGCUCUUUGACGUUCCGAACAAGGUUCAUAUUCAUUUCCCCUAUCUGAUCUGCUGCAAAACAGUCAUCCAGAUACAGCGCCACAUCAUUGAUGACCACGUUAUCAAUUAAGCCGUCAGUAGUGAACAUGAUCACGUCUCCUGACUCGAGCUGGAAUUCGUACUCGUCUGCAUCUUUGGGCAGAUUCAUUAAAUACUUGGAGCCCUUCUUUUUCGCUAUGUCCAAGAAUUCUUGCGGAAUCACAGAUAACUGAUACGGAGCGUUAAACGAAUAUGUCUGCUCUUUGGACUCGAAGACGCACUUGAACCGCGAAUUUUGUUUCCUAAAGACUCCGAACCAGGAGUCACCCAAAUUGACAGCAUGCAGCUUGUUUGUCAUAGCAUCAAUGACGCCAAAACAGAUGGUCGUAGAGCCAACCUCAACAGACCCGUCCUGCUUCAUUUUGGUGUAUGCCUUGUCCAAGAUCUCAAGCGGAGUAAGGUGAUCCUCGUGUAAAAAUUCCAUUGUUACAUGGGUGGACAGCUCGCGGCUGAUCGCACUGGAAUCAAACCCUUGCUCAGACCAGCCACCAACCCCGUCCAGAACGCCAGCCAGCACCUUGGAAUCAUUAUAUGCCAUCACAUAAUUAUCUUCUCCCGUAGGCGAAUCGUACACAGUAUUGGUCUGGACCUUCUUGCGGUACUUGGAAAUGAGCCCGUCGUCAGGACGGUUUACGUCUUUGAGGCGAUCUUUUGGCUCAAAAGCCAAAGACAUCAGAUAUCCAUGGCCAGCGGUCUCAAAGUGUUUAGCAAUCGUGUGGCCGUUUUGAAAGUUUCUGAAGGUAUACGAGUCGUUCGAAAAACACCGUCUACCUAAACGAGCAGAUACCGUCAAC